AUGUCAUUUGUAGACUUCUAUCCUAUUCUCACGUUGCCUCGUGUGAGUGACUUGCCAUUGCACUCACGUGUCAUUGUGUCACCCCUCAGCAGUAUCACCGAAACGAACAUCAACAUUGCUAUUUCCAAAUCCAACAUCUCCUCCUACAUCUUAUAUCCAUCUCCAAGAUUGGUUUGGUCAUAUCCGAUUUCUCCUUCAAGUGUCGUUGAAUGUAUGGACGUCAAGGAUGAUCUGUAUAUGAUUGGAAUCACCGACAGAAAGACAUUCAAGUUGUUGAGCUUGAACAAAGGAUCUGAAGAAAGUAACAGCAUCAAACUCAAGCAUCGCAUUGCCAAUAUUAAAUUUGAAGAGUUUGUAUGGGUUGUGUUGGGAAACGGCGAUGUUCUCAAGAUAGAUCCCGCUUCCUUGGAAGUGAUAGAAACAAUCUCCAACGAUGAACAGGGCACUCACGUAUUUUCAAACCUCGAUAAGCACAUUCUAGUUGUAACUAAGGUUUCUGAUCAAUUAAGUUAUAAGCUUAUUCACAAUGGAGUUGUCACCCACUACGAAGCCUACACCGACAGCUUGUUCGAAUUCAAUGACAAGCACAUCUACAGAUUUAACAAAAGCACCAAAACUAUAGAGAAAGUCGACCUCACUUUCAAAGUGCAAUACUCAGUUGACUUGUCCCACCUCUUGGCAGAAGGCCCAUUUUCAUUGCUGGUGCCGAGUGAAGACAGAGUGGUUAUUUCCGAUAACAUCAAGAUGCAUUUGGUCAAUUUGAAAUAUGAAAGUAAACUAGCCGAAUUUCAAUUUGAUGAUAACUGUGAUCAUGAAAUUUUGACAUCCAUUAAAGUCAAAGGGAACUCUCUCAACACAACAGACACCCGUCUUUUCUAUUUGAAAUUGAAUUCCAAAAAGAACAAGUUGAACUUGAACUUACUCAAUCUUAACAUCGAAGUUAAUACGCUAUUGGCGAACUUAAAUAAAGGGUUUAAGCCAAAUGAAAACCGUGAGAUUUUGCAAUUGACCAAUUUAAUCGAUGAGGUCUACGAAAUCAAAAAAGACACAGCCGUUCAUAAGCUUGUCACCUUAUACGGAAAGGAUUUGUCAAAGUUCGAGAUUCAAGCCAUCAGGUAUUUAAAGGACCAGGAAGUCAAACCAUCCCAUUACUAUAGUUUUGAUUCCGAAGACAAACCAGUCGAUCCCCAAGCUAUCGAGAAGUUUGUCAGUCUAAUCUUUUCCAAAGAAAAUGAUACACUCACGAUCAAGGGCAAGGUUCCCAAAUUCAUCUUGUACUAUUUAUUGAGCCACAAGCUUUAUCCUUCUCAGUACACCAAGGGCCUCUUGAGGUUAUUAUUGUCUACUGGAAACUUAAGACUUUUGAAACAAAGUAUAACCUUUACUCCAGGAAUCGAUGUGUCUGAUCUUGUGGAGGUCCUUAUUUACAGCGACAACAGCACAGUGACGAAUGACAUUUUAGUAAGGCUCAAUGAUUAUAAAGUGGAAGAAGUCAUUGAGAUGUUCAAGACCAAGUUGAGUGAAGGUGAGAAUGUGAAUGGUCUUAUCAAGAACUUGAUUGAAUUGAACAAUUUCAACAGUUUCAAGUUGUUGAAAAACCUCAUUGAUUUGAAUGGACUUGUAUCCAGUAUGAGGACCGAAGUGAUCCGUAAAUUAACAGAGUUGGUUAAUUACAAGAUUCGGCUAGUUGAGUUGAAUUCUUUGAACUUAAACUUGGUGAAUAACCGCAUCAAGUUGGCCGAUACUCGGGUGCCCAAAUAUUCGUUUGAACCACUUGAGAGCUGA
Messenger RNA from Yamadazyma tenuis ATCC 10573, 1785 nucleotides. RefSeq names its product Utp8p (gene UTP8). NCBI's taxonomy places the organism in Eukaryota, Fungi, Ascomycota, Pichiomycetes, Serinales, Debaryomycetaceae. The record is from RefSeq and is a predicted model, not a curated record.